Dendroctonus ponderosae (mountain pine beetle) is the source of this 7950-nucleotide messenger RNA. Its product is annotated as inactive dipeptidyl peptidase 10. NCBI's taxonomy places the organism in Eukaryota, Metazoa, Arthropoda, Insecta, Coleoptera, Curculionidae. The record is from RefSeq and is a predicted model, not a curated record. The coding region runs from base 428 to 3067 and encodes 879 amino acids. Gene Ontology annotation, biological process: proteolysis. Gene Ontology annotation, molecular function: dipeptidyl-peptidase activity; serine-type peptidase activity. The transcript has 17 exons.
GCUUGUUGAUCAGUGUUCGUAUUGACGCCUUGACAUGCGGUGAAACUGCGUUAACUGUUAAAAGUGAAAAAAUUCGAAAAAUUAGCUCAACUGAAAUAUAUUGUUUUACCAACAUUACGUGCUCAUCUAACUAUGAUAUAUGAUUGCGUAUGAGUAACUAAGUGCAGGUGCUGGAUACUUUACGGUGUUAACCACAGAAUUGGAUAAAAAAUAGCUAGUAUAUGUCACGUCAAAAACAAUUAAGUGAAAUCUGGAAUAUUAAUGCCCAAAAAUUAUCCUCCGAAUUAAAAAGCAAGUUUUCAUUCAAUCGAAAUUUUUUUUCACUAGACUACAAUAAAUUCUAUUCCAUAAUGUAAAGACGCUGGCUCAAUAGCAUUUUGCAUUGAUAAUUUGGAAAAUAUUAAAACUGACGGUACAAAAAUAAAACAUGUCGUCAAAACAAGUUCCGAAUUUAUCUGAGGAACAUGAUAUGGAUUAUGGUGAUCCACACUCAAAAACUCAAAGAAUCAGUGUUAUAUCGCAAGGAAGACAAAGCAGAAUCAGUUGUACUCAAUGUGGAACAGUCCAUCAGGGUCUAUGCGAAAUUCCAAAAGAGCUAGCACUUCACGACGAUGAAGGUCAUAACUGGUGGUCAAUCAUUUUCUCACUACUGGUGAUUGGCUUAGUGAUAUCUGGCAUAAUAGCUGCAAUAUUCUUAGUUGGAUACGUGGACGAGCUCCUCUACUGGCAUGGUGAGAGAAUGAAGCUUGAACAGUAUUUACAGGGUGAACUAACUCCCAAACGCCUUCCUUCGUCAUGGAUAUCUUCCAGUCAUUUCGUUUUCCAAGCCGACGAUGGUAGCUUAGCAAUUUUAGAUACUGACAAGAACUUUACAGUGUCAGUCCUAGUUACUAAUCAUACACUGAGGCAAUUAAAUGUUAGGGGGUACCAGUGUUCAAAAAACUUUAAAUAUGUUCUAUUUCAACAUAAUGUAAAAACGGUUUUCAGACAAUCCUGUACAGCACACUAUACUAUCUACGAUGUUAAUAAAGACCAUCAUAUACCUGUUCGGUUCGAAUCUUCUCCAAAAGCUCAACCGGAACGAUUGCAAUACGUCAGCUGGUUGAGAGAUACUACAUCUCUUCUAAUUAUCUUCAAUAACGACAUCUACUACAGGCAUUCUCCUGAGGAUGAGACGAACACUAGGCUUACAUUUACGGGACAACCCGACGUAGUUUUCAAUGGAGUUCCCGAUUGGUUAUAUCAAGAAGACGUGCUCCAAAGUCAAGAAGCUUUAUGGCCUUCUUAUGAUGGAACACAUCUCCUUUAUGCCACUUUUAAUGACACGGAAGUUGGAAUUCUAAAUUUUCCAUGGUUCCAGACGGAAGCCGUAUUAGCAGGUGGAAAAGCUUCUAACAGACCGAUGUUAUUUCCUGGAUCUAAAUCUAUUAGAUAUCCUACCCCUGGCACUCCCAUUCCACAAGUGCAACUUUGGGUAUUGGAUAUAUCAAAUCUAACGAAUCUGGAGAAUUAUCAAGUUAUGCCGCCAAAUGCCUUAGAGGGACAAGAUUACUACAUGACGUCAGCUGGUUGGAUUGGACAGAAGAACACGGAAGUGUCUGUGGUUUGGAUUAAUCGAGCUCAGAAUUUGAGCAUCGUAUCUGCCUGUCUAGCGCCAAACUGGACAUGCAUUGAGAGUCACACGGAACGAUCGUUAGAGCGAGCAUGGCUGGAAGUGCAAGAACAUCCAAUUUUUUCACCUGAUGGUGAUAGCUUUUUGAUGUUGGCCCAUGUGCAAGAAGGAAGACGGGAAACGUACACACACAUUAAACAUAUUACGGUGACUCAGCAACAUAUAGCCGUUCUCAGUCAUGGACCUCAUGAAGUUAGCAAAAUUUUAGCGUGGGAUACUACAAGUCAUUUAAUAUGGUACUUAGCAACUGAACCGCAUAAGGCUGGUCAACAACACUUAUACGUAUCGCAAGAUCCAACUACAGAUGAUCCUCGUCGUAUAGAGUCAUAUUGUAUAACUUGCGAACUGGGUGACGUUUUGUGGAGUAGUCGAUUUUUAUAUGGAAACUGCACACAUUUUAAUGCAAUAAUUAGCCCACAAAGUGAUAAUUACCGCGCCCCAUUCUAUGUACUACAAUGCGAAGGUCCAGGUCUUCCGUUGGCCGGAAUGCAUAAUUCAACUAGUCAUAAGCUUCUCAAAAUAUUAUACGAUACCAGAAUAGGGCACGGUGUUCUAUUGCAAGAUCUGGCUAUGCCUAAAAAAAGAUCGUUCGAGGUUCCUCUACCUCAAGGCAGCUUAGCCGAAGUGCAGUUGUUAUUGCCUCCAUCCUGGAGAGAAGAACUGAGAGAUGCAGCAUAUCCCGUUGUUGUUGAAGUGAAUGGGCGACCAGGUAGCAAAAGUGUCACAGAAAAAUUUGUAGUAGAUUGGGCGACAUUUAUGUCCAGCCACUGUGAUGUUGUAUAUAUUAAAUUAGAUGUAAGAGGUUCGAGAGGGCGAGCAGAUAAGGCACUGUAUCGGCAACUUGGUGGAAUAGAGGUUCAAGAUCAGAUUUCCGCGAUCGACUACCUACUGAACAAGGAUCACAAAUAUCAUAAGUAUUUAGAUAAAACAAGGAUAGGCAUUUGGGGCUGGGGCUAUGGGGGAUAUGUUACAUCAAUGGUGUUGGGCAUGGGAAACCAGCAAAAGGUUUUCAAAUGUGGUAUUGCUGUUAAUCCGAUAACGGACUGGUUAUACUAUAAUUCGGCAUUUACGGAGAAGGUUUUGGGUCUGCCAACAGAAAACUAUAAAGGCUACGUUCAGGCUGACGCAACUCAGAGAGCUAAAAAUAUACCAAGGAAAUCUUUUUUUCUCCUUCACGGAAUGGCUGAUCUUACUGCUCCUUAUCAGCAUAGCGUUUUGCUCUCAAGAGCUUUAGCCGAACAUGGUGUACUAUUUCGAUAUCAGAGCUACCCUGACGAAGGCCACGAGUUAUCAGGAGUCCUAGAACACGUGUAUAGCUCAAUGCAGAACUUCUUCGAAGAGUGCCUUAAGCUCGACACUGAAGAGCGCGAAUUACCCGCCACUGAGGACACUUGAAACUUUCUGUACCAUCUACUGCCUUACCCUCAUACUCAAUUUGAACCGAAUGCGCAAACAAAGAACUGGUUAUCAAGUAUGUUUCGGGAUAUUCGAUUUAUAUCAGCAAAAAAUACUUGAAAACGUAUUUUCUACUUAUUACCAUGGUUCAGGAAAGAUCCUAGAGCAUCACAAACUAAACUAGGUUCAUUUAUUAUCGAAUUCGUCAAAAAUAAUAUCAAAAUUGUUCACUUUCUUAUAACGAAAUUUAAACGGAAAGCUUGAACAAGGCUUAGAAAUCUAAUAUUAACAUAGAAAAGAUUUACAGAAGAAAGACACCAACUAGCUGGUUUUAUGAACAUAGGAGGCAAACAGAUUGGUUUCAUGAUAAGCGUCGAUUUCAAUUUCACUUUAAAGGAAUAUUAGAGGAAAACCGAUUCAGGGUUUGUUUACGACUGCUUUAAAUAAUUUACGGCAGGUUUUGCGUUUUAUAGUUAGAUUCUUAACAUGUGCUGUAUUAUCAAACUACCGAUUGGAAUAUAUUUUUUAACCUAAGCAGGUUCACAUAAAUGUUUCCAACAUAACUGGCAGAGAUUGGUCGACUUUAUGCUUAUCGUGCGACCAGACCUAACGAGCCGAGCCUGAGCCGCGGCGAAUUCCUGAUACUUUUUCUAAACACCGACAGACGAUCCAAUUUCUGUCGUUGUUUUCACAAAACAUUAACGAAAUUUGCCGCGGCUCAGGCUCGGCCCUUUAGGUCUGUACACGACACUGAAGACAAAUGAAUGAGGUUUUUUUGCGACUUAAGCGGGCAAAUAAUUUUUGAAAUAAGAAAAUAUUUGUUCGCUUAAGCCGCAAAAGAACCCGUUCAUUUAGAAUUUUCGGACACUAAAAACUCUUCACUUAUAUGUUCAUUGAAUAUAAAGUCCCAUGUCAUAAUUUCAAUUUUGCUACAGCCCGGUUACUGCUCUAAUAACAAUUAAUUGUUAAUUUUCCAUUAAAAUUUAAUUUCCAUUUCAAUUUCACUGAAAUUGAUGACAAUUAGUUGUACAGUGCCUUCAGCUCAUCAUUAAUUUGUGUGUAGUCUGUCUCGUUAUUUCUGCAGAAAAAUAUGUUAAUCAAGAAUAUAUGUUUUGUGUAAUACAAGACAAAGAAAUUAUGACCAAACAAUGUAAUUAAAAGAUUAAAUAUUUCAUCAAGCUGUACAAAAAAUGAUGGAAUAUUCUGGAGGGUUCCCGGCCUUCUUAUGGUUCAAACAAUUAGCACACUGAGGAAGGCGACAAUAAAUUUCCGAAAGCUUGGUAGCUAAAAAAGUUUUUAUUUCUCUUCACCACUGCCGAGACCGAAUUGCCAAGAAAAAUCAACCAUCCUGCAAUUAUUCGAAAUCGGUCAAGAAACUGAACUUAUUUAGCUUCAAAUGUAAAUUGAGAGCUACAACGCUGUAGAAAACUGUUGGGAAUUUAUAUUUUUAAGCUCAGUUCAGUUAUAACAAAUCUUAAAUUUAGAAUUGCAAAAAUCGGAUAGCAAUAUUCAUCAUAGAAAUGUUCUUAAAUGUCUUAAAUCGCGAACUAUGGCAGCAACUUGAAAUAAAUCAGCUCAUGAAAAUGUUUUUAAAUUGUAAAACUGGAUUUCGUUGCUACCGAAACUCACAAGGGUUUUGACCUCAGAAAACUCAUGACUCUAUGCUUACAAUAUUUGAUCAGAAACGCAAACAUUCUGGAAAUUUUAGCCUCAUCUGACUUGUCAUCAUAGUGUUUGAAAAGUUUAAGAAUGUGAUUUUGUAGAAUCACCAAUAAGUUUGUUCCUUGCAAAUGGUCCCUAAGUCUCUGCCGGUAUUACUAGAUCAAAAAAUAAAUCAACAAAAUACAAGGUAUUUAUAUUAAAUGCAAUGGCGUAUAAAUAUUAUUAUUAUAAUUCUUUCUCAUAAUGUAUAAAUUAGUGGUUAGAUGCUUUGUACAAACUUUGUAUUUCUGCCUAUACACUAUAUGAUAUUAUAUGUAUGUACAUAUAAUGCCAUAUAAAAUUGUUACAACUUUGAAAUCUGUUAAACUAUUAUUUUAAAGGUAGAAAAGAAACAGUCAAUUAUGAAUGCUCUUAAUAUUUGUUUCCUUUCUUCAAUUGUGGGCGAGUAAUUUUAACGUUUUUAAGAGUUUUUAACGUAAGACCUUUUUUCCCAUGACAGCAUAAAAGCCUGACAAACUCGCCAGUGUCAAGUAAAGCUCGCGAAAGCCUACUCCUAUAAAAAACAAAUUGUUUGAAAAUCAAAAACAUGUAAUCUGCAAUCAAUUCUGAGAUUCAUUAAAAUCAAAUUUUUUUCGAAUCAGCAGUUUAAAUACCGAUGUUUGCGGUUUUUUAUAGCAAUAUUAGAACGUAUGCUUGCAAGAAAUUACGACAAUUGGAAAUGCAGAAUACCAGUUGGUUAGUUAAGCAGCAACGUUUUUAAUAGAUUAUUGAGCAAAAACUUUAUUAGCUAAUGCUCAGCUUCUGUCUAUUUUCUCCCCCUUAGUCUCGUUUGCCUAACAAAAACAUGGCCAUUUACUUAGCUAUAGCGAGAAACUUGUUGGGUUAAAUCUGUGUGACCGAUUUGCAGAAUUUGCCUACUAAUUCGUCGAAAAUUGCAACCCGAAGUCUUGUGUGAAUGAGUUUCGGAAUGAAGUAUAUAUAGCAGGAGAGGGCUUUAGGGUUCGACUGGCUUUAGUUUGGUAUCAACAUCGUUCGAUAAUAAAUAAACUAUCGUAAUUAAACGAAAAAUUAUUUGCCCACUUUCAGAGCUUGGUGUAUAAAAAUAUUAACCGACAAAAAAGGUUGUGACCGUUAACGUAGGCAAGUAAAAUUACAACUUAUCGUAUCCUCCUGACUAUCUAUUUUUUGUAAAUUAUAUGAAUCUAAUAAUUAUCGUGGUCAUAAAAUGUGUUUAUAUUAUUUUGUAUAUUAUUUUUGAAUUAAAAUAGAUGGUCUAGUACUGAUACUAUGUUUGUAGAAAUGUUUAUAGAGAGCUACGCUAUAAUCGCAGAACAGACAAUCUGAAAUUAACUGUUAAACAAUUUCAUUGGGCAGCCAAAAACUUUUCUAGCGUACCUAUAAGAACUCACUGUAUGCAAGCAACUGUCUCUAUGUUAUCAGGUUAGAUAUAUGCAGUGUACAUUUCAACCGAUAACAUAUUUAACCAGUCAUUAUCAAACUUCUGGUUUAAAUUAAUAAACUUAUUUCCAGAAAGAGCAGAGAAAACCGUACAGAAGCAGUAGGUACUGUUUUCUGAUAGCUAUUUUACCGCAUCACUAAAAGAUAGCUAACUUCCUUUCAUCGGUAACUUUAGCAGUGCUUGAUUUGGUGAAACUAAAAUUGUUAAUAUGACUUCAAUUGAUUUGAAACGAUAGUGAAUUUUCAGACUAAAUUUAAGUUGUUAUACUUAAUCUUAUAUAAUUAGGGAAAUCCUUUCUCACUUAUACUUUUGCCCCAGUCGCCAACCGUUAUUUAUCAAGAACAUUAAAUAAGUGAUUAAAUCGCAUCUCCACUCCUCUUCAGUUUGCUUAACUUAAAAAGUUUGACUACAUUACAAGAUAUAUCUAUCUUCAUUAUGGAAAUUCACUCAUGUGGACGAGAACAGUAAAUAUUUAUCAGUUGGGCGCCAAUCUCCGGAAAAUUGUAGUUGCUAGUCACUUAUAUAAACAUUCAUUCAUUCAUAAAUUAACAAAUUAUGUAUCUAUAUAUUUGCGGAUGGUAAAUCACAUAAAAAAGAUCAGCUAGUUCUGAUUAACUUUUAUAAUCAAACGGUUCCUUCCCACUGUGGUGCAUUCUACAAUAAAUUAAAUUCCAAUACAUUUACUUCAUAAAUAAAGCGGCCUAAUUUUGUUAAAAUGUUUUUUUUUUAUCAAAUGGAGAGACCAAAGUGUGGCCGUUCGAUCACGUAAGUUUGGACGCAACUAACUCGUAAGCAAAAUUGCUUACGAUCUAACCCUCGCUUAAGACUCAUUAAAACAUAGUGUAGAUAUAAUAAAACUGAAAAUGGGACAAUCAACUUAGUUUCCCAAAAACAUUCGAAUAAAUUUGUUCUUUUCGAUUUGUGAAUUAAUAUUAUUGGGUAUUUUCUAUAUGUUUAACAUUGACUGCUUUACUAUUUUCGCUCUUUAAGGGUUGACUGCAAAAUAAAAAGUAAGUCUUAUGGAAAUUCAACUAACGAAGUUUUAAGUUACCAGGAAAGUUUUUGGUGAGCCACUAGUUUAUAUUAUACGAGCAGGGCUUUUUUACCAACCUAUCUAAAAAAAUCCAAUAGCGAUUUUAGCUUUUAAUAUAAAAUAAUUUUUUUGAUAAUGUUAUUUCAUGAGAGCAAGUCUUCCUCAAUUUUUGAAGUGUGAAUUUCAGGUAACAAAUACUUAUUAAUACCCUCUUCAUGUAGCUCUAUUGUUUUGUGUACCGAAUGGUCGGUUGUGGUUUUAUCUUACCCGCAUAUACAAGGUGUUUCAUGAGGAUUGCAGAAAACCAAUUUGCAUUAAAUAAGUGCCUAUUAGAGAGAUAUGUACAAGCGAUUUUAGCACAAGAUUUACAAAUGUUCGUGGUAAUAUUUGCAAAUGGAAUACAUUUUCUUAACAAAUUUCUGGAAAUUUUAAUACAACAUUCCAAUGGUCACAAAACAAUAGUAGUACACUAUUCCUUAGGAAUUAUUACGUUGCAUGGUAACUUUAGUUUCGAUAAAGUAAUUUACUGUCAAGUGUAAUUAAUAUUCCUCUUAUCUAUCAUCCAUGUUAAGUAAUAAUAAAAGACAGAACACCAAUUAAACGUAAAAAUAAUUGUUAAGGUUUCAGCUAUGUUAAAUAAAAAAUGUUACAUGUUUCUUUCAUUUUAGUGUUAUCUAUUUAAUAUGGGAAUGAACGAAUGAAGUUUACAAUAAAUUGUUAUUAUUACAA